UUGUAUAUAAGGAAAGAACGAACAUUGUAAUUUACAGAAUACGUCCAGACUGCUUUUGCAUUCUUACUUAUUUAUUCAACUAGAAAGCAAAAUGAAAUAUUUUUGUGUGUUACUAUUUAACUUUUUAACUUUCAGUGCUUAUGCUGCAGAUGAUAGAAAGACCAAAUCGUUAGAAUUUUACACCUGCAUAUCAUGCGCUGAAGAUAAAGCCGUCAGAGAUGAAUAUGAUCAAUGCGAAAAAUUGUUGCCGCAAUCGUGCCAAGAAUGGACGCAAAAAUGUGUGGAUGAAUCUAUACCCGAAGCUAAAUCUCCUGAAGAACAAUGGAGUGCACUUUGCAAACAACCAGAAAAAAGAGAACAGGUAUAUGAUUGCAUUAUGGACGAAUCCCGUGACGUAAAAGAUCUUUCUGAAGAAGACUUGAAACAUUUUAAAGAUUUCAUGACAUGCGCAAAGAAACUGAAAGAAAAGUACUGCAAAAGUAAUUAACAUCAAUGCAAAUGCAAUGAGCUUAUUAAAAUUGAAGGAGAUUAUUGGGAAUGCACAUGUAUACUAAUAGAAAUACUUAUAUUGUGUUUGAUAAUUUAAAUAAAAAUA
Molecule: messenger RNA, 595 nt
Organism: Uloborus diversus
Lineage: Eukaryota; Metazoa; Arthropoda; Arachnida; Araneae; Uloboridae
Exons: 6
Coding region: 92-487 (131 amino acids)
Source: RefSeq, a predicted model, not a curated record